AUGACUACAGGACAGAUCCGUCAGCAGCAGAGGCAGGGGACGGCCACCCGACCCCGACCGGUGCAGUCGAUGCUGCCCAUCUCUGGUCCUCCCGCGGUGACCGCGCCUCGCGCCUUUACUCCUCACCCUCGCGCCUUUACUCCUCACCCUCGCACCUUUGCUCCUCACCCUCGCGCCUUUACUCCCCACCCGACCGCCCCUCGCUACACCACAGCAGGAACAGUCUACAACCCCAACAUGGCAGCACCCGUCUAUCCACCGGUCAGGAGGACAAACUCUCCCCGCUGGUUCCCUAGCCGAGCCAGAGGCAGUCCCAGCCCAGGGAUUCCAUACAACCAGAACCCCAUCCCGGUCCGUUAUCCGCCUCACAUCACUACAUAUCGCCGCGACACCUACACGCCCCUUCAGCAAAACUACGACCGCGCCAUCACCCCACGCCUGAGAGAGCUCCAAGGGCCCCUCGGAAACUUGAAGAACCCAGUCUCCACCCUCCCCCCGCAUCUCGUGGGAAUGACAUCUCCAGGCCCUGACGUCGGCGGCGGAAGGCUUGCUCAGAGUUGGCGCAAGGUGGGGCCUGCAGGAGUCGAUGACGGCCAGCACCAAGAUGACGAAGACCCCGAAUUCAUUGCUUCUGUCAAUGUCCUAGCCUCGCAGUUCAAUGUCAAGGCCCUUACCAACCUGGCGUCGUACCAGAACCCGUCGCAGAGAGCCGCGAAAAAGGCUUUGUCUCGAGCGCGCCCCUUCUCCGACCGCCCCGCUGCCUCCAGAUCGGAGACGCUGAGCAUGCCUCAGAACCAGAAUCCAACCACUCGGGCUGGUCUCGGAGCGUACAGGCCCCCUAUGGCCGGAUACGGUGCACCCGGCAAGCCUGGACCUAAUGCCGGAUACGCUGCGCCCGGCAAGCCUGGACCUGAUGCCGGAUACGGUCCGCCCGGCAAGCCUGGACCUGAUGCUGGAUACGGUGCGCCCGGCAAGCCUGAUGCCGGAUACGCUGCGCCCGGCAAGCCUGGACCUGAUGUCGGAUGCGGUGCGCCCGGCAAGCCUGGACCUGAUGCCAGAGCCUCUCGCUCCCUAGGCGACGACUAUGCCCCGGCCGGCGCACCCGUUCCUCGCAAUAUCACUGCCCACAGCGCUGCCCGCAGAGCCGCCUUUAAUGCGUUCCUGAAGACAAUAAGCCCUCGCUCAGGCCCAUUUCCAACCCGUCCUGGAGCGCCUCAGCCACUCACUGCUGGACCUCCAGGUCUUCGGAAGCAUCAGCCAUUCCGAGGUCCUGGCCCCUCAGCUCCCUCUGUCCUCCAGGGGUCUAGCGAUCCUAGCUCUCCGGACCUACAUAUCUUUCAGGAAUCUGGCGAUUCUGCCACCAGCGCAUAUCAGUCAACCGAGGACAGCGGCUGGCUUUCCGAGGACGAGGGAUCCUCGCAGGACGAUGUGUCCAAGCCAGCCCAAGACGUGUCCAAGCCAACCCAAGACGUGUCCAAGCCAGCCCAGGACGUACCCAAGCUAGCCCAGGACGUGUUCAAGCCGGCCCAGGACGUGUUCAAGCCGGCCCAAAAUGUGUUCAAGCCGGCCCAAAAUAGGUUCAAGCCAGCCCAAGAAGAGGUCUAUCCCGACGUUAUCCAGUCCAUGAUUGAUGCCAUCGUCAACUCUCCUCAGCCGUCCAGGGCCAUUACCCCCCCAGUCCUCCAGCCACCCAUUGGUACUAGCCGCCCCAAGCCAGCCGACCCGAAGACGGCAGAUGCAAAGAUGGCAGAUCCGAAAAAGGCAGAUCCAAAGAUGGCAGAUCCAGAGGCUCCCGCUCCCGCAGUCUCCAAGCCCGAACCGCCUCCCUCCAUGCGGCUCUACUACCCAUUCGGACUACCCUCUGACUACGUUCCAUCUAGCGAACCCCUGGAGCAGUUUCUCCCUCCACGCCGCACUCAUGCCCCCAGGACUCGCGAGGAGCUCGACCGUCACCAGAAACGGGUCGAUGAAUCCUGGUAUGCCAACGUCAAGAGCACUCACAAUGCCUUGGAUGAUGCCACCCUGGACGCCAAGAAGAGGCAUCUGUUCCGCACUCUCGGCCGCGUCGAUCUGGCCGAGGCUAUGGCUAUUGACGGUCCCGGUCCUGCCGACGAGAGCGGACCCAACAAGCGCUUCAGCAACUUUGUCGUCCCUGACCCAUGGGUCAUUGACGACUCCGAAGCCGGGCUCCGGAGCUUCUUUGCCAGCAAGUGA
Messenger RNA from Gaeumannomyces tritici R3-111a-1, 2214 nucleotides. RefSeq lists its product as hypothetical. The record is from RefSeq and is a predicted model, not a curated record. The coding region runs from base 1 to 2214 and encodes 737 amino acids. The transcript has a single exon. Lineage: Eukaryota; Fungi; Ascomycota; Sordariomycetes; Magnaporthales; Magnaporthaceae.